Molecule: messenger RNA, 925 nt
Organism: Dentiscutata heterogama
Lineage: Eukaryota; Fungi; Glomeromycota; Glomeromycetes; Diversisporales; Gigasporaceae
Source: the annotation of a GenBank genome assembly
AUGAAAAGUUUAACGUUUAUACUUGUUAUAAUUCUUAAUAUUACGUUGUUUUCUACUUUGCUAUUCUCUCAAGUAGACCCUAGUAAUUUUACAACUGCUGUUAAUAAUGUUACAUCUGUCGCAGGUUUUAUUGUAGAAGGUUAUACAGUAGUCUCACCGGUUAAUAUUACUCCAACAUGUCAGUCAAGACUUGAGCAAAUUUAUAAUGCGACAGAUAUCAACGCUUGUCUUCCUUUUAUCUCUCUUUCCUCUUUAUUAUCUCAAAGCAGUACUCCUUCCGAUUCUAUGUCUUUAUAUGAUGCGAUUUGUUCUUUACAAAGAUGCACUGAUACUUUUAUAUCUUCAACUCUUUCAAGUUUCAAAAUAGACUGUACAUCUGAACUUGCUACAAAUAAUCCUGCCGUUUAUGGUGUUGAACUUUUAUUUACUUUUUAUUCACCAUUAAUAAGUUCUUAUUGCUUUAAAAAUGCUACUGGAGGAUCAUGUAUUCUUAAAUAUCGGGAAGAUUAUGCGCUAUAUGCUGGUGCCGGUGUAUCUCGUACUAUUUCUAAUCCAUUAAAUUUUACUGUUCUACCUGAUAUUACAAAUGUUCCUUAUUUAAUUGUGUGCACUAAUUGUGUAAAAGCUAUGGCGAAUACUUUUUUAAAUUAUCUGUCUUCAAACCCCGGUGAUUAUGCGAUUAUAGGCACAACUCAAGAUGAUAUUAAUAAUCGUAAAACUCAAUAUACUGCAAAAUGUGGUUCUUCAUUUUUAGAUGGUUCAAUUCCCGACACUACAAAUCCAAUAUUGUCAACAUCGAAACCAAGCCCUAGCUCUAAUGUGUUUGAUAAUCCACUUUAUAAAGGAUUAAUUAUUGGUGGCAUUGCUCUUGUUAUAAAAGCUAAUAAGAGUUCGAAAAUCGAUUAUAUUCCUACACCAGGAACAG